Paramecium sonneborni is the source of this 1293-nucleotide messenger RNA. The record is from the annotation of a GenBank genome assembly. Lineage: Eukaryota; Ciliophora; Oligohymenophorea; Peniculida; Parameciidae.
AUGAAAAUGGCUGAUAUAUUAGACUGCUUCCUUUCUGAAAAAAAUUAUAAAAUGGCUAAACAUUUGAAAAACAAAAUUUAAGAGAAUGAUAGGUAUUGAUUUAUUUAAUUAAAUUAGAGAAACAAUCCAUUUAGCAGUUUAAGCUGUUUGUGAAAUUUUAACUAACAAAAUCUCCUAACCCAUAUAAAAAGUAUUGUCAAUUAGAGUAAAAAAAACUCGAGUAUUCAGUUAGUUAAAGAAAUGAUGGAUUACCAUAUGUAGUUAGUAAUUACUAAAGUCUCGAUUCAUAUAAUUCCAAUCUUCCAUUAAAUAUUGUAAGAGUAUUAAUAGAAACGAAUUAAUGCGAAGCAAUACUUCUCAAAUUAACCAGGUACUAAUAAAUAUCAUCUAAUAAAGAUGAGCAACUAAUGGUUCUUGGAAAUACCUUUAUAAGGCUUGUAAGUGAAUGUGUAUAUGUUUGGAAUAUUUGGCAUCCACAUUUCGAAGGACAAUAAUCUUCAUUUUAAAGAGUGUAUAUAUAUAUAAAUUCAUAACACAAAAGAUAUAAUCAAUUGAUUGAAAUAGGAUUUGAAUUUCCUAAACUUUUUUACUUUAAUUAAUAAAAAGUCAAAGAAUACUAUAAAUAGUCUAAAGAUACUAAUUUAACUUAAGUAUCUCCUAAUGAAAAGGAUUAUGAUAAUCAAUCUGAUUUUUAUUGUAUUAAAUAAAGAUUAGAUAGAAAUGAAUUUGGAUUAGGAGAUUUGUAGAUUAUUAGAAAUUCAGUAAUUUGUAUUCUUUUUAAAAUAUUGUUAAGCACUUCAAAAUUGUAAUCUUAAUUUAAGUUAAUAAAAGUUUUUAAAGAAUUUUGAAAUAGCUUACUAAGAAUAUGAAAUAACUAAAAGAUAUGAUGAAUUCAUAAUUACCAUAUAAUCUAUGUAAUUUAAAAUUCUAUUAAAGUUGUUUAGAAUUUGAUGAUGAAAUGGAAGACAAGUCAGCUAUCUUUGAAACCUUUUAAAUGAGAUGUCAAUCUAAUAUAAGUAAUUUUUGUCCAUCAAAACAUAAAGUGGGAGGAUAUUCUACUGACAAAAUUAGUUAAUUUUAUUCAAAUAAUACAUUGAUAGUAUGAAUCUGAUGUGAAUAUAGUCUAAGAACUCCUCUCCAAAUCAAAAGCAAGAAUAAUUAGAAUGUCUAAAUGAGAAAAACAGAAGGAUAGAAUAGUUAUUAAUUGAAAAUUCAAUUUUUGCUAAGCAGAUUCAAUUCUUUUAAGAAUAAAUCAAUAAUCUCAAACAAAAUCUUGAAUAGAUAAAUGGAUGA